CCAGCAAUCAAAAUUGGCUCUCUGGUGAGGACUGAAGCCCAGAAAGAGGCUCCAGAAACUUGGUCUGAGGUACACAUCCUUGAGUUGGAGAGAGAAGGCCAAGGAAGUGCCAGGAAUUCGGCCUGUGGGACCCCUAAACCACCUCUUGGUGACUCGCCUGCCAGCUGUACAACAAGAGUCAUGACACCAGCUCGGAAGCGACGACGUGGCCUGGGCAAGGAAGACAUCACAGAGACUGAGGACUCUGGCGAGGCUCAGCUGCCCCGGGUUGUGGAAGAGGAGUUUUCCUCCUCUUCCUCCACCUGCUCCUCCUCUUUCCCUUCCUCCUACACUACCUCCUCCCCCUCCUCAACUUACUCAGAUGAGGAAGUGGCUGAGGCUGGGAAUCUUCUGCAGGCCCUGGGAACCAGCAAUUCCUCCACGACAGCAGAGUCCACUCUACUGAGUACAUCCCAGGAGGGGGACACCAUUACCCAGGAAGAGGGUUUAAACACCUCUUCCCAGGCCAUUGCUAUAGCACCUUUUUCCCCACUGUUCUUGACAAAUGCUUUUGACAAUAUGGUGGGGGAGCUGGUAAGUUUUUUUCUUUUCAAGUACCGCAAGCAGGAGAUGUUAACCAGGGCCGAAGUGCUGAGAACCAUCUUCACAAACAACCAGGAGGCCUUCCCCGGCGUCUUCAGCAAGGCCUCAGAAUGCAUGCAGUUCAUCUUCGGCAUCGAUGUGCAGGAAAUGAACCCCCAAGUCCAUUCCUAUGCCCUGUGUAAUACCCUGGACCUUACUUACAAUGUGUCCUUGUUGGCUGAGGAGAAAUUCCCCAUGGGUGGCAUUUUGAUUUUUAUCUUGACCAAAAUCUUUAUAGAGGGUAACCGCUCUUCUGAAGAAAGCAUUUGGGUAUCCCUCAGAGAGAUGGGGCUAUAUCCAGGGAGGAACCACUUCAUUUAUGGGGAGCCCAGAGAGUUCCUUACCAAUCUGUGGAUGCAGGAACACUACCUGGUGUACCGGCAGGUGCCAGAUAGGGACCCUGGCUACUAUGAGUUCUUGUGGGGUCCCAGGGCCUAUGCUGAGACCAGCAAGAUGAAGGUUCUGGAGCUUUUUGCCAGGAUCAGUAAUAUUGAUAUCAAGUCUUUAGAUAUGUGGUAUUUGGAGGCUUUGAGAGAUCAGGAAGAGAGAGCCCAGGCUCAGAGUUCUAUGGCAAUGACCAAUGCAGACACUCUUGCUGUGGCUGGUGCGGGUCCAGAAUUUGGCCAGUAGAUUCUCUUGAGUGAACUUUGACACAAACCCUUCCCUUGUGUUCUGUAUAGCUGCCAUCUUUGUAUCAUCAUAAGGGUGGCUGAAAUGAGUCUCCUUUUAUCUUGGGCAUUUUAAAAGGC
Suncus etruscus (white-toothed pygmy shrew) is the source of this 1370-nucleotide messenger RNA. RefSeq names its product melanoma-associated antigen 10-like. Gene Ontology annotation, biological process: negative regulation of transcription by RNA polymerase II. The coding region runs from base 181 to 1251 and encodes 356 amino acids. The transcript has 3 exons. Gene Ontology annotation, cellular component: nucleus. Lineage: Eukaryota; Metazoa; Chordata; Mammalia; Eulipotyphla; Soricidae. The record is from RefSeq and is a predicted model, not a curated record.